AACUCUAUGGUUAAGGAUCACUUCCGGCUCGUAGAUCACGCCUUCCGCUUCCGGCCCGCGCUCCGACGACGUUCCCUCUCCGUCAGUGUGGGAGUUUUGUGGUGCGGCCUUUUCCUUAGCCGGCUGAGGAAGAGGAGGACGACUUAAAAAAGGAAGAGGAGGGAGGGCCGCUCGGCCGCCCGCCGGGCCCAGUCAGAUUCUCCUGAAGAUGGCACUCUCCAAGCGGGAGCUGGACGAGCUGAAGCCCUGGGUCGAGAAGACGGUGAAGCGAGUCCUCGGCUUCUCGGAGCCCACCGUGGUCACAGCUGCCUUGAACUGUGUCGGGAAGGGGAUGGACAAGAAGAAAGCAGCCGAUCACCUGAAGCCUUUCCUGGAUGACUCCACCCUGCGGUUUGUCGAUAAGCUCUUUGAGGCAGUCGAGGAAGGCCGGAGCUCCCGACACUCCAAAUCCAACAGUGACCGGAACCGAAAGAGGGAGCUGAAGGAUGUGUUUGGCGACGACUCAGAGAUUUCCAAGGAGUCUUCGGGAGUGAAGAAGCGCCGCAUCCCACGCUUCGAGGAGGUGGAAGAGGAGCCCGAGGUGAUCCCCGGCCCCCCGACUGAAAGUCCAGGAAUGUUGACCAAGCUCCAGAUCAAGCAAAUGAUGGAAGCUGCCACACGGCAGAUCGAGGAGAGGAAAAAGCAGCUGAGCUUCAUCAGCCCCCCUGCCCCUCAGCCAAAGGCUCCGGCGGCUGCACAGCCAGAGCGCCUCCCCAUCGGCAACACCAUCCAGCCCUCCCAGGCGGCCACCUUCAUGAACGAUGCCAUCGAGAAGGCCAGGAAGGCUGCCGAGCUGCAGGCCCGGAUCCAGGCCCAGCUGGCCCUGAAGCCUGGCCUCGUUGGCAACGCCAACAUGGUUGGCUUGGCCAACUUGCACGCCAUGGGCAUUGCACCGCCAAAUGGAUCACAUGGGCAGAAAUGUCCCAUCACACAGGGAUUUGCCCCUUGUACGCGGAAAGUCGAGCUGAAGGAGCAGACCAAGCCAACGCCGCUGAUCUUGGACGAGCAAGGCCGCACGGUGGAUGCCACGGGCAAGGAGAUUGAGCUGACGCACCGCAUGCCGACCCUCAAGGCCAACAUCCGGGCUGUGAAGAGAGAGCAGUUCAAGCAGCAGCUGAAGGAGAAGCCCUCCGAGGAUAUGGAGUCCAACACGUACUUUGACUCCCGGGUCUCCAUCACUCCGGCCCAGCGGCCAAAGCGGACCUUCAAGUUCCACGACAAGGGCAAGUUUGAAAAGAUCGCGCAGAGGUUGCGGACGAAGGCCCAGUUAGAAAAACUCCAGGCCGAGAUUUCUCAAGCUGCCAAGAAGACUGGGAUCCACACCUCCACCAAAUUGGCCCUUAUCACUCCCAAGAAGGAGCUGAAGGAAGGGGAUACCCCUGAGGUGGAGUGGUGGGACUCCUACAUCAUCCCCAACGGCAUUGAUAUAAAAAACGCCGAUUCACUUAAAAAAGAGGACUAUUUUGGCAUCACGAACCUGGUGGAGCACCCAGCUCAGUUAAACCCUCCAGUGGACAGUGACAUGCCGGUGACCCUGGGGGUCUAUCUCACCAAAAAAGAGCAGAAGAAAUUGCGGCGGCAGACCCGGAGGGAAGCUCAGAAGGAGCUGCAGGAGAAAGUGAGGUUAGGCCUCAUGCCACCUCCUGAACCAAAAGUACGAAUCUCAAACCUGAUGCGUGUUCUGGGGACAGAAGCCGUUCAGGACCCAACCAAAGUAGAGGCCCAUGUCCGUGCACAGAUGGCCAAGAGGCAGAAAGCUCACGAAGAGGCAAAUGCUGCACGGAAGCUCACGGUGGAACAGAGGAAAGCAAAGAAGGUGAAAAAGCUCAAGGAAGACAUUUCGCAGGGGGUUCACGUAGCUGUUUAUAGAGUCCGAAAUCUAAGCAAUCCAGCAAAGAAGUUCAAAAUUGAAGCAAAUGCCGGCCAGCUGUACCUAACAGGAGUUGUGGUUUUACAUAAAGAUGUCAAUGUAGUGGUUGUGGAAGGAGGUCCGAAAGCACAGAAGAAAUUCAAGCGGCUCAUGCUGAAUCGAAUAAAGUGGGACGAACAGACAUCGAACACAAAGGGAGACGAUGAUGAUGAAUCCGACGAGGAGUCUGUGAAAAAGACAAACAAAUGUUCUCUGGUUUGGGAGGGCACAGCAAAAGAGCGAAGUUUUGGCGAGAUGAAAUUCAAGCAGUGCCCCACUGAAAACAUGGCACGGGAGCACUUUAAAAAGCACGGAGCGGAGCACUACUGGGACCUGGCUCUCAGCGAGUCAGUAUUAGAAUCCACAGACUAAAGGCCCCUUUUUCUGACAUUUGCAGCGUUUGAUUUUGGGAGCAAGAGCUCUGCAGAGACUUUGGACUUCAAGAUUCCUCUUCCCCCUCCCAGCCCCCUUUCUUCCCUCAAGUUCCUCACAAUGUGACACAUACGAUUAAAAGAAAUAUUUUUCAAAA
Molecule: messenger RNA, 2477 nt
Organism: Rhineura floridana
Lineage: Eukaryota; Metazoa; Chordata; Lepidosauria; Squamata; Rhineuridae
Gene: PRPF3
Product: pre-mRNA processing factor 3
Exons: 17
Coding region: 209-2320 (703 amino acids)
Biological process (GO): mRNA splicing, via spliceosome
Cellular component (GO): U4/U6 x U5 tri-snRNP complex
Source: RefSeq, a predicted model, not a curated record